Notothenia coriiceps (black rockcod) is the source of this 532-nucleotide messenger RNA. Its product is annotated as melanocyte protein PMEL-like. The annotation marks the transcript as partial. The transcript has 4 exons. Lineage: Eukaryota; Metazoa; Chordata; Actinopteri; Perciformes; Nototheniidae. The record is from RefSeq and is a predicted model, not a curated record. Gene Ontology annotation, biological process: melanosome organization. Gene Ontology annotation, cellular component: plasma membrane; melanosome.
GUGCAAAGCGACCAGUGACUCUGACAGGCAGAGCUACAGUGGUGGUUCUUGCUAAGAGAGAGGCUGACGAUAAACCUGAUGACUGUGUGAUUUAUCGGUAUGGCUCCUUUUGCACCGGCAUCGAAGUGUUUGAGGCCAUUGAAAGAGUAGAAAUUGUACAAAUGGACAACUCUGUGAUGGCAACACAUAACAUGGAGAGAAAUGUUUUGGAUAUCACUGUCACCUGCCAGGGAAGCCUUCCUAAAGAGGUGUGCAGCGUGAUUCUGGACGCAGAUUGCUUGAAGCCGAUUCACACAGAGUGCAACAUGGUGGAACCCUCUAAAGAGUGCCAGCUGGUGCUGCGUCACUUCUUCAAUGACUCUGGUGUCUACUGCAUCAACGUGUCCAUGGCCAAUGACGUCAGUUUAGCUGUCACCAGUGCCAAAGUCAAUAUAGACAUAGCUUCAGGUCUGUCGUCUCCAGGCACCAUCGCCAUGGUGUUGGGUUUCCUGGUACUCGUUGUAGCUUUAGGAAUAGUGGGAUUCUCCUACAA